AUGAAGCUGGACUUAAUACUGCUGACUUGUUUCGUGAUACUCGCAUCUUUUGACAACACUGAGAGUUGGCGACGACGUAGAAGGCGACGUGCCUGUGGUCCCUCUAACUGUCAAGUUAGUGGAUGGAAUGCCUGGGGUGCUUGUUCGGCACCGUGUGGCACGUCCGGUACUCAGACAAGAACACGUUAUGUAACUGUUGGUCAGAGUUGUGGCGGAUCGUGUCCCUACCAUAUGAGUGAAUCCCAAGGCUGUAAUAACCCAGGUUGUAACGGACAUGGUUCUCCACUGACGUCAUCGUGUAGCUGUGUAGAUGAAUGGUGGGAUACGUGUUGUGAUAAACCUUGUACCGCUAUUGCUAACUGUCAGCAGUUACAUUGUACGUCAUCAACGAAUCAAGCAUGUCAUCGAUGUAACUAUGACAGAGGUGGAGAUAUUAUUGCAUAUCAAUUGCUAGAUUACGGUGGAUAUCCAAACAGAAUAUGUGAACAGAGAUGCUCCUGGCGUCCAGAUAGCCAGUUUUGUUAUCCAGGACAAUGUACGACAACGCCCUCAACGUGUUCAUGUGCACCAAACUUCAGUGGAAAUAACUGCCUGCAAAUGAAUACAUCUCCCGUCAUGCAAUACUGCUUAGGAACACUGAUUCAGACGACAGGUGACUACAGAGCAGACGCCGAGUGUGACGAUCACGUGACGGCACCUACAACUGUUUUUACAAAUAUCCAACCAGAUCGUAUCCAGGUUGAGUGGCAUAACAGUUACACAGGUCCUAACGCCGCUGAUUGGCCACAGCAGUUUUAUGUGGAAGAUUUCAAAGUUGGCGUAAUUUCAGCAUCCUAUGAUUGGUGGGUUAUCAGAGGUGGAAAUAAUGUCAAAACUGGGACAGUCACAUGCUCUAUUGGAUACAAUCAAGACAAUCCACACCAAGCCAUGCACGACUGUGACGUCACGGGUGAUAUUGUGUUCACCUUUCAACAUGGGGACAGGUUUUACUUCACAGCAAAGGCUCGCAAUGGUGGUUACAUUACUAUAAGAAAUUAUGAUGCAACCUCUGGUUACACGAUUAAUCCCAAGAAUUACUACACAGGAAUUGAUGUAGCACACACUGCAGACUUUACCCUGGAUUAUCAGCCUCCAGCACAUUGUACAGUUACGGGAAGUUGCUCUGAUAAUAUGCUUGAUAGGGGACCAGCGAUAACUAAAAUUGGUGAUAUAACUGUGCAAUAUAAUGGUUGGCAUGACGACCUUUCUGGUAUACUACGAUAUGAAUAUGAAGUAUACAAGAUGCAAGCUUAUGGUGAUGUAUUGGGAUAUAGGUCAAUAUCACCUGUACUGAGUGGACAAGUAGAUCUACCAGCUACACAGUUUAGUAUCAUAUUAAGUGACCCAGGAGUAUAUUGUGUCAUGCUGACUGUUGAUGACGUAGCUGGUAAUCAUAAUAGAGCCAGGCGAUUCCUAAUAUUUGAUGAUGUCAACGGAGUUAAUACAACAGACCAGUUCCCUAUCUGGGUUGACUCUGCAGCGGAAAAUACAACCCACCUUUGGCAAACUGAUCUUCAAGACCCCAGUAAUACUGGGCCACAGGUAGUAAUGCAAUGGCCAGGACACUUCUAUAACUGGUUCCACAGGGAACAUAAAUUCCUGAAUGCCAUUGAAGAUAAUUCACCUCCAUUGACGUCAGAUUAUGAAGAAGUCACAGGUCAACCUCCAACUACCAGAUCACGUGAGGCAAUACCAAAUAUCAAUGCAAUCGUGCGUUUCGAAGUAAAUUACGGCAUAGACCACCAGGGAGGGCGCACUAUCACUUCUCCUACUGGUAACUGGCAAGACGUCGAUGAUAUUUUGGUGGAGCAACAGGGAUUCGACAUACCACGCAACGAUGGCGAUUCCAUUCAUUUAUGGGUGAGAGCUACAGACGUGAUGGGCAAUACAAACCAGGAUGAUGUACUGAUUCACGUGGAUUCAUCGCCACCAGAAAUCCAUCAUAUAUCGUUAAUGAGACAUGGACAGACACAACUAGCAGUGCACAAUUCUGUUGACCUGUAUGAUAUGAGGGUUGUUUUCCAAACGUAUGACGAUCACAGCGGGUUACAUAACAUACACUGGAAACUAGCAGACAUGGCAGACGGUAACGUGGUUCAUGGUGAAGGUCAAGUUGCUGUCAGAAGACCAAUAGUUGGCAAUACUACAUGUGACCCUCCGAACUGCGGAUGUAUACAAAAAAACAACGAAUGUUACUACAGAGAUUAUGCAAUUGAACUUGAUGCCAAUAAAUUAAAUCUAUCAACUGGAAACCACGACCAUGAUUAUAUAUUCACAAUCACAGUAACAAACAACGCCAUGCUUGUGGAUGUAAAGACCUUCCAGGUUACGGUUGACACAAGUCCGCCACAUGAGGGCACUGUACAUGAUAGCCGGACAGGAGAAACGGACUUGGACUAUCAACAGGACAUUCAAAUAUUCGCAUCCUGGGAUGGAUUUUUUGACAGAGAAAGUGGGAUACUCUUUUAUGUUUACAUCUUUGGCGAAAGUUGUUCAGAAAUGCAAGAUGGUACAUUUGAUAUUCCAAUAACAGAGCCGGCUAUAAACACAACUUCAACGUAUGCAGAAUGGACAGCCCCAGAUAUAGGAACGUAUCAUUGUACUGUAGUUGCAUAUAAUCGAGCAUUAGAACCAUCAAAUCCAGUUUGUUCUGAUGGUAUCACCAUUGAUACUUCACCACCAACACUCAGUGAAAUUGUCAUAGAUGAUGCUAUUAUAAAAGCUGGUGUGAUCAAGGACGGUGAUGGUAACGUGUGGAUGGUGAAUACUACUAGAUAUCGCCACCAAGUAGUUAAUGUUUCAGACGAAUGCAG
Messenger RNA from Saccoglossus kowalevskii, 2852 nucleotides. RefSeq lists its product as uncharacterized. NCBI's taxonomy places the organism in Eukaryota, Metazoa, Hemichordata, Enteropneusta, Harrimaniidae. The record is from RefSeq and is a predicted model, not a curated record. Gene Ontology annotation, molecular function: protein binding.